AAAUGAACUUGCUCAUAACCUCAAAAUAUAAUCUGCAUCUGUCAAAAGUCAAACACUUUUCUUUUUUCUACAUUAGAAACAAAUGAAGAACAAUGAGAAUUUAACAUCAAUGUAUAGCAAAUAACAUUCAUUUAAAAAAGAGAAAUGGGUGUAUUGUUUACAAUUUUGCAGGUAUAAUUAUUUCAUUCAGAUUAAGAAAAAAAAAAUAAUUGUUUAGUAUUAAAUUAAACGUUAUUUAAUUAAUAUUAUGGAUUAAAUUUUACAAGAAUGUCGACAUUUAAUUUCAAAAGGCGAAGUAUUAAAUCUGAAGUUGAAGAAUCAAUAACCUAUCAUUUUGGUGAUGAUAAAAAAAUACCAGGCAAAAAGAGGCCGGAUUUAGAAAGUAAUCAAGAAUUUGUUUAUUAUGAAAAAGAAGAAGAAGAAAUUGAAUUUGAAAGUAUAUUACCAGAUAUUAAAGAAGAAAUUGAAGAAGAUCCAUUGAAAAUUGAUGAUAUUAAACCUGAAAUUGAUUCUGAGACUGAUAAAAAAUCCAUAGGAUAUAUCAUAUGGUCUGUCAAUAGAAGAAAAGAAUUAUUGAAAAGUCAUUCGGAGCAAAAGCCUAAAAAUAUUGAAGAUAUUUCUAAUAAUGUACGUUGUAAUAAUACAAAAGUAGUGCAGGAAAAAUUAAAUGUGCCGACAAGUAUUCAUCAAGAACAACAGAAAACCAAAGGUACAAGAUAUACGGCUUAUACAUUAUGGUGUAAGGAAAUGCGUAGAUUUUUACUAAACAAUCAUCCAGACUUAACUUUUGGAGAGAUUUCGACAAUUUUGGGUAAAAAGUGGAAAUUGCUUAAAUCGCAGGAAAAAUACGUAUAUCAGAACCGCGCAAGACAAAUUAAUGAAAAAACUAUUCAAUUCAAGGAAAAAGAAGUUAUAAAAUCAGUUAAAAAACGAAAAUCUACAACCUUAGGGAUGAUGCCAUUAGAAGAAUUGGAGGAGGAGAAGAAAAUAUCAAGAAAAGGAAGAAUAAUAUCAAAACCGACAAAACUUGCAGAUUUUUAUAAUGUAGUUGUCAAGAGGAAAAAAAAACGAAAAAAAUCAGAAACAUCAAAUUUGAAUGAAACAUCCGAUCAAAAAGAAACUUAAAAUAAAAUCUAUUUCUUAAGGAAAAAAAGAAUAAUUUAGUGAAGUGAAUUUUUUUUAUACUUGUGUUAAAAAAUUAUCGAACAAUAUUUUUUAAAAUGAUUAUACAAAUUAUUUCUCUACUUUAAAAAAAAAAACUGAAUUAUAAGUCAAUUUUCAUAUUA
This is a messenger RNA of Leptopilina boulardi, 1286 nucleotides long. RefSeq lists its product as uncharacterized. Bases 268 to 1125 code for a protein of 285 amino acids. The record is from RefSeq and is a predicted model, not a curated record. Lineage: Eukaryota; Metazoa; Arthropoda; Insecta; Hymenoptera; Figitidae. The transcript is spliced from 8 exons.